GUUCUGUCAGUCGGUAGUCGGCGUUCGGCCGAGAUCGGUAACGCGAUUUUUCCUACGCGAGAGGUGUACGCGUCCCGAGUUCCUUUGAUUUUUCUCCCAUGGAUAAAGUGCCCGUUGAUCGCGGAGGUGCUGGAUCGAAGCUCAAAAUUAUUUAGUUGGCCUUUGCGACAUGGCGCCACCUAGACACGAUGCUGGGGGUUGAUUCUUAGGGAUUCUCAAGUUUUCUCGUCCCACCAAAACUCCUGCUCCGUGCACGUCAUUCGAGGAUUUUGAGACAAAAUAGCGAUACCGGGAAGGAAAAUCGGUCAGAAAAUCUCGCGAUAAGCGGAAGAAAUCGGUAAAAGUUGAUCCCGGGGAUCUCCGCGCGUAGAGGAGGAAGAAGAAAAAACAAGUGAGGCAGUGUGCUUUCGGGCACGGUAGGAUAAUUCACCUCGGUAGGCGAAAAUGAUUCAGAGCAUAAAAUCGACGGCGUUGCGGAGAUCGCUAAAAUCGUGCGCGGAAUAAUGUACGAGGAGAUUGGUAUACGCCGGUGAGCCGCGGGGGAGGAUUCAAAGACGAGUCCGCAUACUGUGUAUUUUGUAUGCAACCUGCAGUCGUGAGGUUUGCUCGAAAUAAUUAUUCACCUCGUCGAGGUGCAGGCGUGUUCUCGACACGCCCACCUCUAAAUCAUAGUUCCUUCGAGAAAAACCUUGAUGAGCCGCCGAUCCGAAUAAUAUUUAAAGAAAUUUUUCCUCUUUUUUUUUAUCGUCCAAUUAUUUUUCGAACCGGUUACCGAUCGGGGCCUCAUUCUUUUCUAUUCCGGGCGAUUCCUUCGGCUUUUGAAAACGUUUGAACAACAUUUAUCGUUGCUAUCGAAUGGAACAACGACGUUCGACUCCGGUUCACUUUCACCGAGGCUUCUCCCACUCUCUUUCACCCCCGCCCACUUAUUCGCUAACCGAGAAAGGGAGCGUUAUAUAAAUUAAUCGGAUAUCACGGUAAUAAUCCCCCUCCGGAAUCGAGCGGGAUCGGUUCGUUCGCCCCCCCCGAAUCGUAGCCUUUUCGUAAUCGUUUUUAAAACUCGGAUCUCGCGAAGACGUUCCGAGGAAAACAACUUUUUGCUUCGAUUUUCGAAUUUCCGGUUACACGAUCGAUCGCGCGAUCGUUUCCGAAUCCUCGAUCCUACAAGGCGAUGAGGAAAGUAGUCUCCGUAUAAAAUAGAAUCCCGCCGAAUGAAAAUAUCUAUUGGAUUAUGAAGAAUGAAAGCGCGAUACGAUCUUGUCUCGGUCGCGGUUGUUUUUUUGGCUUCUCAUUGAAGACUAAAAAUGUGCAGAUCUUAAGGAGGAUUAUUUGAUCAAAGUGGGAACGAGAUUGUAUUCCGAGUGUGCGGGGAUCGAGAGAAAAAAAAAGUAAAGCGUAGUAGCGAUGCGGCGCUUAUCGAGUUCAGGAACGCCGUCCUCCAAUCUUAUCGCGAUAAAAAUACAUUUGGAGAAGUGACCGAGCGGCGAGUCGCGAGAGAUAUUUUGGAAAUAAUUGUCCGUGCGCGAACGACGAUUCGAGGAAUGCGAUAAAACAUCGUUGAGCAUCUCCCCGGGAAAUAAAUGAAAGACAAGGGCCACUGAGUGAUCGGAAGUAAGUUUGAAAAGCGAGUGGUAAAAAAGAGUCGGAAGAUGCGAAACGGUGGGCAGCCUCAACAAACCGCGGUGAUGGCACCGCCGCACCUAAACGGCUCGGCGCAGUUCAUAUCCGGUGGAUACGUCGGAUACGCGCCUCGUCAAUCCUGGACGCAGUUUCAGUCCCCGCAAAAUCAACAACAGCCGAGCCAAAACCAAGCGAAUCAACAACAAAGACGAGGCAGACCUCUUUCUCAUCCACCGCCACCUCCUCCGGCCACUUCUCCGGCGACUUCCGCUCACAGACUGAGCUAUCAACCACCCUCCAAUUCCGUCGCAUCCUCAACCAAGAGCAAUUCACUUCCGCGUUCCCGUCCCGGCACGAAUCCACGAGUUAACGCACCUUCGAAGGUCGAUCCUGAGCUGAUAUUCACGAAGCAGGAGAGAAUCGGCAAGGGCAGCUUCGGAGAGGUGUUCAAGGGCAUCGACAACAGAACCCAACAGGUCGUUGCGAUUAAGAUCAUUGAUCUGGAGGAGGCCGAAGAUGAGAUCGAGGACAUACAACAGGAGAUCAUGGUGCUGUCGCAGUGCGACAGUCCCUACGUCACCAAGUAUUAUGGCUCUUAUCUCAAGGGCACGAAAUUAUGGAUCAUCAUGGAGUAUCUGGGCGGUGGAUCCGCCCUGGAUCUCAUGAAAGCUGGAAGCUUCGAGGAGAUGCAUAUCGCUGUGAUUCUUCGCGAGGUACUCAAGGGCCUCGAUUAUUUGCACAGCGAGAGAAAGCUUCAUCGUGAUAUUAAAGCUGCUAAUGUACUGCUGAGCGAAAUGGGGGACGUCAAACUCGCCGAUUUUGGAGUUGCCGGACAAUUGACCAACACCACGAGCAAGAGAAAUACUUUUGUCGGUACGCCAUUUUGGAUGGCACCGGAAGUCAUAAAACAGUCGGCCUACGAUUCGAAGGCUGAUAUUUGGUCACUGGGAAUAACGGCGAUUGAAUUGGCCAAGGGCGAACCGCCUAAUAGCGAGCUUCAUCCAAUGAGAGUAUUAUUUCUCAUACCGAAAAACAAUCCGCCCCAAUUGACGGGGAAUUACACGAAGCAAUUUAAAGAAUUCGUCGAAGCGUGUCUCAACAAAGAUCCCGAAAAUAGACCGACAGCGAAGGAAUUACUAAAGUUUCAGUUCAUACGAAAAGCCAAGAAAAAUUCGUACCUCAUCGAUCUAAUCGACAGGUACAAAAAAUGGAAAUCAAAGCGAAGCGAAGAAUCGGAGACGGAGAGUGAAAAUUCAGAUUCGGAAGAGUCGAAGCAAGACAGUGACAUGGACGAGCCUUGGAUAAUGACGGUAAAAGGGCCUCACGGUGGAAAAGGUGGAGGAGGUCCUUUGCCGUUGUUGACAACGAUCGAGGAUCAAUCGCCCUCGUUGACGCUGAGCCAUACUGGAAAUCACCGAAACAUUGCGAACCAUCAAUUGCAGCAGCCAACGAAGCCGCCGCAAUCGAACGGAGCUUCGAGAUCUCCGCCGAACGAUUCGGCACUGAAUCAUUUUGCUGCUAGUGACACUGCGAGGGAUUCGCAACGCGAGGUUCAACCCAAGCAUACACCGUCCCGGCCUCACGAGGCGGCGCCACCGCCGCCUACCGACAUCCGCGAAAAUCGCGAGAACCGUGAAAACCGCGAGUACAGCGAAUACAACAGCGAUUCGAGGGGAAGUCGACCGAGGGAGAAGAACAAUCGUGAGAAAAGAAUAAGCAAACUUGAACCACCGGUCGUACCAAUGCUCGAUCAUAGAACUACCGAGGAUAAACAACGUCCGAGGAGCUCGCAAGAGCCGAAACAUCAUCCUCGAAGCGCCGCUCUUUCUUCCGUUAUCUUGCCAUUAUUAUCCGAGCUUCAGCGUAAAUAUCAAUAUCAAUCAGCGAGGGAGAAUAACGGUGAGGGUGUUAGCGGUAUCGGUAGAAACGGUAAUGCGAUAGACGAACUGAGGAGUGCCUUUGAGUUGGCCGAACGAACGUCCCCAGGUAUGAGCGAGGCUCUUGUGAGAGAACUGUUGAGAGCUUUGCUGCCGGCUAAUCAUUCGGACAGUCGAUUGUCAGUGCUCAUGGACAAAGUUGUGCCGAGCGGUUAGGGACGCGUGGGACGUAAGAGUAACGAAAGAAGAAGAAGAAGAAGAAGAAGAAGAAGAAGAAGAAGAAGAAGAAGAAGAAGAAGAAGAGAGGGGCAAGGCAAUGGAGAAUAGAGAGCAAAUCCUUCAAUCGAAUGGAGAAAAUAAAGAAGAACGGAUUUAAAAAGGGGAGCAAGAAAAUAUACGAAUAUCGGCCUCUGAGAUAACGAAUCCGAGUUUCGUGCCAGCAGACACGGACGGAGAGUUCCUAAACACCGCCAACAAUCACCACCACCACAGAAAACCUUACCACCGUUCAACCUCCGAGAAGAAAAUAAACUGGAAUAUGAGGAAGCCUCGAAAAUGCUUCGGACGCCUCCGAAAAGCUUCGCUAGUUCUUUGAAGAUGUAGAAGCCUUGAAACUCUAUCCGAGUUCGGGGAGUUCCGAAGCUUCGAAAAGCUCUGGAAAAAUUUGGAAACUUGCUGGAAAUCGAUUAAGGAUUUUUGUCUCGCCAUUCAUCUCUGUUCGAGCGAGAAAAGUAAAAAGAGUAAGAGAGUUUUAAAAACGAGACUUUGGAUUCGCCGUUUUCGACGGGUACAAAGGAUCCUUGUAAAUAUGUAUGUAGCGCGUUAAGAUAGAUUUUAUUAUGUAAUCGAAAUAUUGGCGUUUCCGUCGAUCCUCGCCGACUACAGGCUCCCGACGACAGAAACAUCGACACCCGAUGAAACAAUUUAUGUUCGAAUUUUAUUAAGUUCUGCGCCUGCGCAGCGCUCGUUUCAUCCUGAAGACAACAUUUAUUUUCGCCUUCGUGUAUGCCUGUUUCUUCUCUCAUUGUUUGACUACUUUUACAAGCCUGGUUGCGAAAAUUUCAAACUAAUUUCGUGGUUUUGUACGUCUGCGAAAUCCCUCACUUGUCACUCCAAUGCGAUUGGUUACUGCCCCCGAAAUGGCAAAAGAGUCAUUUUAUGUCUCAAACUUUUGUCGAAGGACAUUUUAAUUCAGUUUUUAAUGGCUCCCGAAUGAGGAAAAAAAAAACAGUCUCGCGACCUUGCUUCGAGGCUCGCUGAGAGAGUUUUGAUGUUUGCUGAAUUUUCUCGCAUACAUACGUUAUAAUUCAAUGAAAUGUUGCCAUGUUUUAAAAAUUACGUUUUUUAGAAGAUGUAAAUAUUUUGGAUCGCGGCUCGAGCGACGCGAAUCGCCUGCGCUGACGUUGAGAAGUAAUGGGAAGCAAAAUUAUGCAAUUGGAACUUGGGGGGGACGUUAGAUUAUGAGCCAAAACAGAAUUUCGAAGUGAAAAAUAUUUUUUUUUGCGAAAUCUGAUGACCCAGAUGAUUUAUGUUUUCAUUAUCUUUCGUAGUCGAGCAAGAAUUAAUACAGUAUUGAAAUUUGCAUCGUUGGAAUGCAACUUCAUCGUUUCUUCUUCGUUUUAUUAUUUUUAUUUGCAAGUUUUUUAGUUUAUGAGAUUUGUUCGUAGACAUUUUUGGAAAAUCUUGAAUAAAAGCAGUUUUUUGCUUUCCAACCGUGCAAAUUUCGAAUAGAGACACGCUUCGCAAGGGGUGAGAGUGGAGAAAACAAACGAUCGAAAAAAUUAAAAAUAAACGCUGGAUAGGAGAGUUCUAACUAGUCUCCUGACCAUUAUUAAUUCCUUUAAGAAUUAAAUAUUACCUAAUUGUAGGCGUUUCUCAUUACUGUCCCUCUUUGCCUUCUCGUGGCUCAUUUUUCCUUUUCGGUUGUUUUCAAUUGUUUUUUUUUUUUUUUCACCUGAUACUUCAAGAAUCUGAUUUUUUUUGUUUAUUUUCAAUGAAGAAAAAGUUAUUUCUUAAAUUUUUCUUCCAUUCGACACGGGAAAUCUAAGAUUUAACAAUUCAUUCUGUUUUCGAAUCGAAGGAAAAAUGUUCCGAAAGUAAUUUCUUUUAAAAACCGCGAGACUUGUUAUAAUUUAUAUUUUAUUAGCUGUUUCAUCGGUUGGGUUAGGUAUUUUUUGUCUAUUUACUUUUUCUUCUUGAAGCGAUAUCUUAUUAAUAAUUAGAGGCAUAUAUUUGCCAUUGCGAAGAACGAGAUUCAAGUAAAUGAAAAGGAAAGAAAGCGAGUCGAAAUCUCGAUUUUUCGUUUAUUUAUUCCCCAUCAUCUUUCUACGUGGCCAUUAUUAUUGCCUUAUUUUUUUCUCGUAUUCGUUAACCACGAAAAAGUUAGUAUUGUCGCCCUCCUUUAUAGAAAAAGUCUUGCGCUCCGGAGGAGGAAAGAAAAAUCGUAUGGUAGAUUAGUCGCAAGAAUCCAACGAUUUUUUCUUUCAAUGGAUUCAAAUUGAAAAUCGAAUUAUCUCAGAAAUUAAAAAGAGAAAUUACCGGUUUCAUGAAAUAGGAGCAAAUUUCGCGCAUACCUCUUUUCCUCCUCCCUCUUUUCUUUUCCCUUCUCCUCCUUGUAUUAUAUCCCUUUGGGUAUUAACCCCCCACAAUAUUCACCGUUAUCGAAACAUCGUGGUAAUACACAAAAUAAUGAGAAUAUAUGAAAAAAUGAAAGAAAUCCAUGAUUAAAAUAAACAAACGAACGAAAUAUUCGAGUGGAGUACAAUAUACAUGUAUAUAUUGUAUUUUACCAAUAAAACGAAACCUUGGCUGCGUAUGUUAUUGGAGUGUAUUAUACUGAUUUUAUGUGGCAUGCCGAGGGCGUGUACAAAAUAUUGAAUGAAAAAGGAAAAAAAUAAAUCGAUAUCAAUAAA
Venturia canescens is the source of this 6409-nucleotide messenger RNA. It is a transcript of the gene GckIII, whose product is annotated as Germinal centre kinase III. Gene Ontology annotation, cellular component: cytoplasm. NCBI's taxonomy places the organism in Eukaryota, Metazoa, Arthropoda, Insecta, Hymenoptera, Ichneumonidae. The record is from RefSeq and is a predicted model, not a curated record. The transcript has 9 exons. The coding region runs from base 1650 to 3713 and encodes 687 amino acids. Gene Ontology annotation, molecular function: ATP binding; protein serine/threonine kinase activity. Gene Ontology annotation, biological process: protein phosphorylation.